UUCUUGCAUCAUCCCGAAAACCCCUUUUGUCUCUUGUCUCUGAUCAUGUCCACACGGCUACGACUCAGGGGGCACGUUGAAGACGAGGACGCUUCAGCGCUAAAACUCGGGCCUGAAUUCAAUAAUGCGGGUUGUCUCUUGAUUUCGGAGGUGAAGUACCUCCUGGAGAACAGGGACAAGGAUGCACCUGAUACCGCAGUGUACAACAAGACGCUGGAAUAUGUGAAGACCUUUGCCAAGUUCAACACGACGGAUUCUGCCAGUGCUGUCCGAGAGACUCUCCGUAGGGAACCGGCGCUCACACAGUUCGAAACUGCUCAAAUUGCAAACCUAUGUCCUGCUACGGCAGAAGAAGCUAAGAGUAUUGUACCGAGUCUCGUCAAAAUCGACGACGACCGAUUACAGACGCUCUUGGAUGAAAUCCAAACGCUUCGCAAGUUCCAGACUUGACUCGGUCAUCUCUUUCUCUCUUUAUUCCCUAUCUUGUUUUCACAAAAAUCAUAUGAUGUAUAAAUGUAGCUGUUUCAUUAAUCCUAUCCGUAACUUUCAUCCCUCCAUCUCGUCCAGCUUGCCCUUACUAAGCCCCUCUUCCUCAUUCUCUUCGUCGGCUGCUUCGUCCCCAAUUAUUAAGGCACCUUCUUGCUUGAUAUCCGCCAAACUGGUGAUGUCGAACCGCUUCUUCUCCUUGAAAGGCCUCGGUCU
Pisolithus orientalis is the source of this 702-nucleotide messenger RNA. Its product is annotated as HRDC-like protein. Bases 46 to 450 code for a protein of 134 amino acids. NCBI's taxonomy places the organism in Eukaryota, Fungi, Basidiomycota, Agaricomycetes, Boletales, Pisolithaceae. The record is from RefSeq and is a predicted model, not a curated record. Gene Ontology annotation, cellular component: P-body; RNA polymerase II, core complex. Gene Ontology annotation, biological process: positive regulation of translational initiation; mRNA export from nucleus in response to heat stress; nuclear-transcribed mRNA catabolic process, deadenylation-dependent decay. The transcript has 5 exons. Gene Ontology annotation, molecular function: nucleotide binding; translation initiation factor binding.